This is a messenger RNA of Lactuca virosa, 1127 nucleotides long. The record is from the annotation of a GenBank genome assembly. NCBI's taxonomy places the organism in Eukaryota, Viridiplantae, Streptophyta, Magnoliopsida, Asterales, Asteraceae.
UUUCUUGAAGUUUCCCCCUUCGUCGUUUUGACAGUUCGGUUUCUCCGCUCAUUCCUCUAUUUCGUUUCCUCCCUCACUCAACUCUUCUCACAGCAUCCAUGGCGGUUUCCGAUCUCUCAUUUCUCGCUCUUUGCGCUCUUAUUCCAAUCAUCUUUCUAUUCUUCCUUAAACUCAUCGUCCGUCCUCGCCCUAUCAAAAUCCCAAUCAAAUCCCGUCACGUAUUGAUCACUGGCGGAUCCAGCGGCAUCGGCUUAGCUCUAGCUAACCAAGCCGCUGCUGAAGGUGCUCGCGUUACUAUCUUAGCACGUAACCUUGAGAAGCUCGAGGAAGCCAAGGCAUCUAUCCGCCUCUCAACUGGCAUAGAUGUCGCUAUUGUGAGUGCUGAUGUAUGCGACUUGGAAGCUGUUAAGGAAGCAGUGGAUAGUGUAGGUCCAAUCGAUGUUUUGGUUUGUAAUCAAGGCGUGUUUGUUGCUCAAGAGCUUGAGAAUCAGGAGAUGAAGGAGAUUAGAGACAUGAUUGAUAUAAAUCUGAUCGGGACUUUUAAUCUGGUUAAGGCGGCGUUGCCGGGUAUGAAGAGCCGGACUGAUCGGAAACCAGUUUCGAUCGCAUUCAUGUCAUCUCAGGCCGGUCAGGUUGGCAUUUAUGGGUAUACAGCAUAUUCAGCUAGUAAAUUUGGGCUAAGGGGUUUAGCAGAAGCUCUGCAACAAGAAGUGAUUGCUGACAACAUUCAUGUUUCACUUAUUUUCCCUCCAGACACAGACACACCUGGUCUUGCAGAAGAGAAUAAAAGAAAGCCACGUUUGACAAGCAUCAUAGCAGCAUCAUCAGGUGCAAUGAAAGCGGAUGAGGUGGCAAAAAAAGCAUGGAGUGGGAUAAAAUCUGGGAGUUUUUUUGUCCCAUGUAAUUUGGAAGGAUUCAUGUUGUCAGUAGCUACUGCUGGUCUUUCCCCUCAAAGAUCAUAUCUCAUGGCUUUUGUUGAAGUUAUUUCAGCUGGUUUGAUGCGUGUUGCAGGGUUGUGUUUUCAAUGGUCAUGGUAUGGAAGCAUUGAAAACUUUCAUGCCCAACACAAAUAGAUGAUGAUGAGUUUUUAUCUUGUAUUAUGAGUUUCAGAACACCUUAUUAUUAUU